AUGACCUCCUGAGAUCCCUUCCAACCCUGAUAUUCUAUGAUUUUAUUCACAAACCUUAACCCUUGUACCCUGGGCUUCUUCCAGCCUUUCCCCCUAUGUAUCAGGUGUUCAUCAACACAGUCUGCUUCCUGGGUCUGUUUGAUCUUUUCCCUCUGACCAGAGGAUUCUAAUAGCUCUUCAUUCUUAAGUGCAGACUCGCCCAUCUGGGUCCAUCUCUUUCUGGAGAUUGCUUGGGUAUCUUCCUCCCCUUGGGAUACCAGGAGAGCUUCCCUACCCAGCUUCUACUCACCAAGUAAUCCUUCUUGCAAUGAGUCUAGGUAGCUCUUAUAUCCUGAUUGUCCCAGGAGGUUGUGCUCUCUCUGGGGCCAUAAGUUCCCUAAAUGUCUGAGUCCUACUAACAAGCAGGCUGAGAAUAUAAUUAAAUACUUUAUAAGAUCUCCCCAGAAGCACUGCACCUUCAAUUGACCUUGUCUUCAGGAGAAGGCUCAUAGACUGAACAUUGGGAACCACAUCAGGUAGGCAGGGUUCCUGUGCCCAUUAACAAUUGAUUCAGUAAUCUAAUCAUCCAGGGGUUUAUGGAAGACCUUGGACUCUUGGAAGGUAGAUUAAUUGUAUCAGGUCCUGCCUUAAGGGUUUGGUUACUUAUGUCAAGUAUCCAAGCCAGUCUUUCAUGGUCAGUUGUGCAGUGAAGAAUUACAUUAGUCAGCUCUGCCUCUGAGUGAUAAAGAAUGAUAGGAAACGCAUUCUGGAAGUCAUAUAUUUAUCUGCAAUCAAACAGAUGAGUAGUAAACUAUCAUGAUCUCUUGAUUUUCUCUCUCUUUUAUACCUUAGACAAGGUCAUUGCCUUGACACGCCUUCUACUUUUUUGACACAUUUCUCAAAUAAUCCCUGAUCAGCUUUAAAGGGUUAGUUAACGGUGGAGUACAAGUCUUUAACUAGGUUUCUUUGCUUUAGUAAGAUGUCACUAAGCUGCGUUAAAGUUUAAAAAGUUUAGAUGAAUACCUUGGACAGUCUUUCCCUGUUGUGGCUUUGGUGUGUUGAGCUAAAACGCCUGUAUCCUGGUCUUUGGUAAUCUUCAUUUGGUUACACAAAAGUAUGUAAAUAGAAUAAAUUUGAAAUCUUCGUUACAGAAGUCUAUGUAGUGCUGUGAGUGAAAGCAUUCAUUUAAUGUGGACUUAUAUUGAGGCUGAAAUGUAUAAUUUUCAAAUUGAUUUUUUCCUUGUUGUUCAACUUAAAAUUAUGUAAAACAAAAUUAACAAUUCCAUAUUUGACAACUAUCAUAUUUGUUACACUGGUUGCUUUUGGCAGCCCAUCCUUUCGUGAAUAUAAAGUCAUAUUGAUGAAUUUGUGGUAUUUCUCCUUUCUUUAACUCAAAUAUCCUUCACAAAGUUUCAGUAUUGUAUAGAAAUCUGUGAAGAUGGCUUAUUCUCUGCAUUGACAAAAACUGUAACAAACUGCAAUCUUGUUUAACAUUUCUGUUUUCAGUUAUGUUUCCUUAUGAAAGUGUCCAUUUUUUCUGUAGUAGAGCCCUGAAUAUGCUUUCCUGUGUCUUUUUGGGAAAAGCUACCAAAGAAGUUUAAUUUUGAGAAAAUAAGUUUGCCACGGAACUACCAUAGAUUGUAAAAGCUAAAUAUGUAGUAGAGUUCCAUCAAAUGUCAGUUUAUUUUCGAUAAUUGUGGAUUAGCAAAAUACAUGUGGCGAAAGAUGUCCUAUUCUCUUACCACUUCUGUCAGAUUCACUGAUGUCAUCAACAAUGAGUUAUGGCAUUGCCCAACCCUAGCAAAAGCCUGGUUUACACAUUUGUAUCUUUAUUAUCAGCAGUAAUUGGAAACAGAAUCCAAUUGAAUUCUGUUUCAAUGAUGAUGUGAAAAGCUUCCCAGAUUGCUAAAUUUGAAAGCUACUGCUACAAUUUUUCUUUUUCAGACAAACUCCUUAAAAUAAAAGAAUAGAGGUUUGUGACAAUGCUCCCUUUGACAUAAGAUCCAACAGUACAUUUUCUCCAGGUAGCACUGAUUUCAAGUGGUAGUAUCAAAGUAAGAAAAUUCAAUGAAGGCUGCAUUCAAUCUUCAGUUAAGCUCAUUGUGCCCAGACAUUCCAUCUUACACAUUUUAAGACAAGCAAGGAUUUGGCACAGACAUCCUAUUUCAUGGCUACCAACAGCCUGCACCUUACUACCUUCUGUCUUCAGUACAAACCCACAGUGAUAGCAUGUGUGUGCAUUCAUUUGGCAUGCAAGUGGUCCAAUUGGGAGAUUCCUGUAUCGACGGAUGGAAAGCAUUGGUGGGAAUAUGUUGAUCCUUCAGUUACUCUGGAAUUGCUAGAUGAGCUCACACACGAGUUUCUGCAAAUACUAGAGAAAACGCCUAGCAGACUGAAGAGGAUUCGUAAUUGGAGGGCUAAUCAGGCUGCUAAGAAACCGAAAGGAGAUGGACAGGUAUCUGAGAAUUCUCUUCUUGGUUCAUCUUUGGUCCAGAAUUCAAUUUUGGUGGAUACUGUUACUGGUGUAUCUGCCAACACAAGCUUCCAAAAGUCAUCGACGUCAACCUUUCCUGCACCAGUACCUCUGAACUCAGGGAGUAUGUCUGUUCAACACAGUCAUGCACCUGAAAACUUGGCAAUAUUAGCUACAGGAAUGCCGAGUACCUCAUAUAGUUUGACAUCACAGGAAUGGCCUCAACAUCAAGAACAAACAAGGACCGAACAAAUAUAUUCUCAGAAACAGGAAACUGUGUUACCUGGUAGUCAGUAUAAUCUGAACUUCCAACCAGGAACUUCUGUACAAUUGCAUUCUGGGUUACAUCACAGAUCUGACAAACUUAUUGAGCAUUCCACUGGUAAACAAGACUAUGCUCACAAGUCAGGAAACAAACACCAUGGACAGGUUGCUGCUCCUAUAAUUCCUCAGAAAAUGUCCUUGGAUAAAUACAGAGAGAAACGCAAACUAGAAACCCUUGAACUGGAUGUAAGGGAACAUUAUGUAGCUACCCAAGUAGACCAGCAACAUAAAAAGCACAUUCAACCACAAGCAGCCAGUAGCAGUUCUGUUACUUCCCCUAUUAAAAUGAAAAUUCCUGUUGCAAAUGCAGAGAAACCAGAAAAACAUGUAUCUGAUAAAAAAGAAAAGGGUGGAUCACUCAAACUGCGAAUACCAAUCCCACCUACAGAAAAGAGUUCCAGUAAAGAAGAUCUGAAAAUGAAAAUUAAAGUUUCGUCAGAAAGACACAGUUCAUCAGAUGAGGGCAGUGGAAAAAGCAAACACUCAAGUCCACAUGUUAGCAAAGACCAUAAAGAAAAGCACAAAGAACAUUCUUCAAAUCGCCAUCAUAGUAGCAGUCACAAGCAUUCACAUAGUGGUGGCAGUAGUAGUGGCGGCAGUAAACAUAGCACUGAUGGAAUAACACCAACUGUUUUGAGGAGUCCUGCUGGCCUGAGUAGUGAUGGUAAUUCCUCUAGUUCCGGCUCUUCAAGAAAGAAGUUGCACAGCAAUGAUGCUUCUCACAACCACCACUCCAAAUUGAGCAAAAGUUCCAAAAGUUCAGGUAGUUCAUCUAGUUCUUCCUCUGUUAAGCAGUAUGUAUCCUCUCACAACUCUGUUUUUAACCUUCCCUUACCCCCUCCUCCCCCUGUCACAUACCAGGUGGGCUACGGACAUCUCAGCACCCUCGUGAAACUGGACAAGAAGCCAGUGGAGAACGGUCCUGAUGCCAAUCACGAGUACAGUACAAACAGCCAGCAUAUGGACUACAAAGAUACAUUCGACAUGCUGGAUUCGCUGUUAAGUGCCCAAGGAAUGAACAUGUAAUCAAUUGUUUAGGUCACUUUUCUUUACUUUUUUUAAUUUAAGAAUCGUUAGAAUGGAAAACUUCCUAAUCUAGCAGUAGCAACACGAGCUGUUGUUGCCAUGGUUUCAUUAUAUGUAAGUGCUGCUUUAUCCUUCACUCUGAAAAGAAGAGGUAUAGUAAACAAGUCUUUAUCUCCACAUACAAUAGUGUUAUAAAUACUGUAAUAGCAUGGAAGGUGCAAAAAUCUCAGUAUUUCUACAACUGCAGCUAAGAACAGUAGAAUGAUCAUCUGCUUUUAGGUUUCUAGGAUUCCUCAAGCAUUGAUUAUUUAUAAUUUUAAUACUGCAGCCACCAUUUUUGUUGCUUAGCUUUUGAAUGAGUGUAAUUUUCCUUGUGUAUUUAUACUGUAUGUAUGAUUUGCAUGUUUCAAAGAUAAAGGGAUUAAAAACAGUAUACUGACAACUGUUUACAAGAAAGUGGAGAAAAAUGUACAUACAUUUUUGUAUGUUUAGAUAUACCAUAAAUACUCAGGAUUGGAGCUGCUUGUAAGUAUAACAAAAUAUACAUAACUUUAUUUUAUCUUGUGUCAGAGUCCAUCAGUAAUCUAAACAAAAGUGACGCUUUGUUGUGUUUAUCUUGAACAGUAGGCCUUAUUGGAAGCUGCUUAAAAGGGCACUUCACUAGAGUGGGUAAUCUAGUACCAUGUACGCUCAUCCACAGGAGAGCAUCACCAAUGAGGCAAUAAAGGAGUUUGGGCCUCAGUUCGCUAACUGUGACCUGACUGACUGCUGAAAUGCGCCCAAGCUUUCUGAAGGAAAAAAGAAAAAAGUUUACAUAAUCUUGAUGUGAAGUGCAUUUAAAUGUUUAUUGGCUUGAUGCAGUAAUAUAGGCAGAGCUGUUACUUAAUGAUUACAUAGAUUAAUGUGAGUUAAGAACUGAAGUUCAUAAAAACUUAUAGUGAAAAAUUAGUAAGUUGUUUUUUAAACUUUAAUACCAUAAGUUAUUUUAAUAGUAAACAGGGAUCACUGUUUCCAUUACCAUUUCAGAAUAACAGACAUGUUCUGAAUUCCAAAAAGUGUACUUGUGUGUGAUGCCAUAUUUCUUUUACAGGUGAGAAUGCAGUCUUCACAAUAAAUAAGAGUAAAACUAUGAUAUCCCAACCUUCCUUUAUAUUCCAACAAUAAAAUAGUUACCACUGAUUCUCUGUGCAUUGUACUUGUGAUUAGUUACAAAAUUGGAGGUUAUUUUGUUUUUAGCUCUGUGAAAAAUCACUCUCCAAUUAAACCACUAGUAUACA
Messenger RNA from Gopherus evgoodei (Goodes thornscrub tortoise), 5079 nucleotides. It is a transcript of the gene CCNT2, whose product is annotated as cyclin T2. Gene Ontology annotation, molecular function: cyclin-dependent protein serine/threonine kinase activator activity. Gene Ontology annotation, cellular component: cyclin/CDK positive transcription elongation factor complex; nucleus. Gene Ontology annotation, biological process: positive regulation of DNA-templated transcription, elongation; regulation of transcription by RNA polymerase II. The record is from RefSeq and is a predicted model, not a curated record. The transcript has 5 exons. The coding region runs from base 2147 to 3802 and encodes 551 amino acids. NCBI's taxonomy places the organism in Eukaryota, Metazoa, Chordata, Testudines, Testudinidae.